Messenger RNA from Trichophyton benhamiae CBS 112371, 2865 nucleotides. Its product is annotated as autophagy protein Atg13, putative. Gene Ontology annotation, biological process: mitophagy; autophagosome assembly; piecemeal microautophagy of the nucleus. Gene Ontology annotation, cellular component: extrinsic component of membrane; Atg1/ULK1 kinase complex; cytosol. Lineage: Eukaryota; Fungi; Ascomycota; Eurotiomycetes; Onygenales; Arthrodermataceae. Bases 1 to 2865 code for a protein of 954 amino acids. The transcript has 3 exons. The record is from RefSeq and is a predicted model, not a curated record.
AUGCAUCAACGACCGCGGCCGUUACCCCGGCCGGCCUCGGAGGCUCCUAACCCUCCCAUACCGGCAGACGAGAGACCGCUCUCAGACAAACAGGUACAAGACCAGAUCGCAAAGCUGAACCAGAUCAUCCAGAACUACCAUACCAAAGCGGCGCUGAUUAUUCUUCAUUCGAGGACCGUUUUACGGCCGAUAUACAGAGAGGGUGUGAAGAAAUUCAAUGUCGAGGUCGAUGACACAGAUACCCUGCGAGAAGAUCUCACCCAAUGGCGGAACUGUACCGCUACCGAUAAACGGCCCGAGCCGCUCAUCAUCGAAACCUUUCUCGACGGCUCUCAGCUCCAAAAGCACGAAGAACUCGUCAUUCUAGAUGAUCAUGGCAAGCGAUGGGAUGUCUUUGACGCUCUCUCCGAUACCCCUGGAGGGCCACCGGAAAAGAAACGCGGCACAAGGAAUGAGGUCAUUCUGGAAAGAUGGGUUAUCGAGUUGGGCUCUUCCAACUCUUCUGGUCUACCAGGAGACAUGACGCAUAUCUUACCAACGACAUACAAGAAGUGCAUCAUUACAUUUCGCUCCUUGUUCGCUUACUCUAAAUUACUGCCUGCCUGGAAGUUCACUAAACGCCAGUCGAAGGUCGCCUCCCAUCCAGCUUUGCGGCUACAGCAUCGCAUAAUACCAGCAAGCAAAAGCCAAUACGGCAGCCGUUCGGAUCCCUUGGCUAUUCCUCUGUGCGGCAGCUCAAGCGAUGAACCGGAUACCUACUCCUUCGGUGUCACUGAAUCCCCGGCUGGACCACUUUCGAUUCGUGUGACUUAUCGGAUUAACUGUGAAUUUCGUGUCGACGACGCUGAGUCCAUGUUCAGCUCGCGGUUUAUGGGGGUGGAUGAUGACCUAUUCCGCCCCUCCCUACCAUCGGCGAAUGACCGUGAAGAGCAAGUUCGAGCCCAAAAUGUAGAUAUCGGCUCUUUGCCGGCCAAGCAUAGGGCCUCGAACAAUCCGGAUCUCAGCCAAGCAUAUGGCAGCAUGUCAACCUUCCAUCGUGCCGAUCCAAGCAUCAAGGGAAGUCCCAUAUCUGCCCUCCGCGCAGCUAGGGAGUUAGUUGGUGGCUCGCCUUCUCCUCCAACACAGAUGCCUUCACCGAAACUUGGUCAUGCACGGGUUGCUUCACUUUCCGGCGAAGACGGACAUUCAAUGCAGCGCAGGCCGUCAGUCUCCUACCAACCAUUCAAGGCACCACCACUCUCAGCUUCUCCUGGUCCCGGCGCUCCUCGUAGCCCAUCAACCAGGGAACCCUUAAAUAUAAGCGUCAACCCAGCCCAGAAUGUCCUAGGAGCCUCUCCAUCUCCCAGGAGAAUACCGAACUCAUCCACCCGCCCUCUCUCAGCGCACGUUUUGCCCGACCAGGCUGUCUUCUCCUCGAUGUCUGCUUCUCCAAAACAAGCUCCUAUCUCAAAGUAUAGCAGCUCGUUCAGCCACAGACGUGGCCGCCUCUCUACCGGCGGAGGAAGCAAGACCGAAGAAGACAAUAACUCGAGUGGAAAAGCAAGCAUCAGUUCAUCGUCAGCGAUGGCAACAGGACAGCGAGACUCGACCUCUGGUGUUUUCCCUGUGGUCGAUACUGAUGAAGACAACAUCUCUGAGUUUCUCAAGAUGCUGGACCAGCGGAAGGAUUUGCUAUCCAACGGUCCUGAUGGUUCGACUUUCGAUCCGGCAUCGAGCAGAAGGACUACCACAGCAACACUAUCUAGGUUCCAGAAGAUGAAGGACACUAAUACCGCCUUGUCAGAUUCUAUGACUUCGUCUCUCUUACUACAUCGGUCAACUGCCUCCUCAUCUAGCAAACACCUUCCUCCAGCCGCAACAAGCAACCCGACAUCUACGGCUGCAGCAAACUCGCUACCUAGCGGCGUCUCAGGAUCCAUAUCAUCAUCUCCGGGCAAAGCUAUCUCCCCACAUACACCACAUACCCCAGCUGUUCCAUCUAGGCUGAGCUCAAACAGCGUGAUUGAGUAUCCUAGUCCCGACGAACCGGGCCAUAUCAUUACCACAAAUACCCGCUCGCGUCGCGCUCCUCGCCAUGAAUCUCCCCUGGGAGAAGCCUCUGAGCCUGACCAAGAAUCAGAAUCAGGACCACCAUCCCAAAUAACUACUACGGCCAAUGCGAUUGAUAUACCGCUGCCUGCCUCUCCACAUAACCGACAUCACCGGGGAGCAUUCAUUUCUAGUUUCCGUCGCUCCAGUUCUGCUGCUCAGCGUCGAACUAGCACAGCAAAUUCAAACAACACCGCAACAGGAGACGAAGAUGUUCCUGACUUCUUGCCCUUCCCGACAACUACCAGAAGUAUCAGUCUAGGAGCGCAAGACAGAUCCCCGCCAUCUAUCAGCGAGCUGCUGCAGUCUGCGAGUCCGGAUGCGGAGAACCACCCUGCAGUCCCAUCCCCGGUCGACAGACGCCAAACGGAAAGCCCUCAGACUCUUGACGCGGAGAAUACAAAAGACAGAACAGCUUUGCCUUACCAGCCUCGCGUUACUCCUCAACCGCUUGACCGAGAACCACAGGCACAUCCCUCACAUACACAUGCACGACGAGCUAGCGCAAGAAGGUUCAGCACCGCCCGUUCACCAUGGAGCAAUGUAAACCCUUCAUCGAGUCCCAACCCUCACGGUAAUGGAAUUAUGGACGAGGAUGAACCACUAUUAUUCACUAUGUCGGAUUUCGGAGCGGGAAUCAGUCACCGCACAACUACCCAUGAAUCAAGACGAGACCACGACAGACGUCGAGAUCGCGAGAAUAAUCGAGAAAGUGAUGGUGGCGGCGGCUCUGGUUCUGGCGGUGGGAAUCCCUGCUCAUUUCAUCCUUGGGAUUAA